Messenger RNA from Catharus ustulatus (Swainson's thrush), 711 nucleotides. RefSeq lists its product as uncharacterized. The coding region runs from base 1 to 711 and encodes 236 amino acids. The record is from RefSeq and is a predicted model, not a curated record. The transcript has 6 exons. Lineage: Eukaryota; Metazoa; Chordata; Aves; Passeriformes; Turdidae.
AUGGCAGAAAAUGUCAUGAACUCUUACUUGAACUUGCCUGAAUUAACCAGACCCAGAAUCCAGACGGUCCCUGAUGUCCAAGGUAAAAGCCAUUGCUCCAGAGCUCUGAGUUCCAGAGUUGCUGCACUGGCUGCUGUCCUGGCUGUGAUGAUCCUCGUAGUGGUCAUAGCCCUGUAUGUGACACUCAGGGCAGGCAGCCAACAGGACUCCACAGCAUUGACCUCCCCCAGCCAAAAUGUCUCAACACCACUGUCCCCCACCAGCCAAGAGGACUCAACAAAGUCACCCCCCAGCCAUGGAGAGGCUCCAGGCAAAAGCUGCUGUUCCACAACACGAGUUGCUGUCCUGGUUACUGAGAUAAUCCUGCUCCUCCUCACUGCUGUGUUUCAGAUGCUCCCAUGUAAAAGGCCUUGUUCCAGAGCACACAUUGCUGUGCUGGUUGUUGUCCUGGUUCUGGCUGUGCUGGCCCUCACUCUGUCUUGGACAGUCCCAGGUGCGGGGAAGCAAGAAUUGUGCACCAGCAACAGCCCCGAGCCGAGCAGAGCCUGCCCGGCGGCAGCAUCAGGGCAGCAGUGGCGUGGCCUGAGCAGCCACAGAAAAGCAGCGGUGCAGCCCCUGUGGCCGCGGGGAAUGGGCGAGAAGCGCCACCGCCACCGACCGGGGGGAAGCCGGGACGCAGUGUGCCUGAGCGGUGGGAACCUGGAGCCGUGA